AUGGAUCCGGAGCACUGUCGCCAGCUGCCCGGCACGAAGCGGAAACUGCGACCAUGUCAACUCGACGAUGUUCGGCGUGUGAUCGAGCGGGCCGCCACGGACGGACGCCUCGGCGCCUUGCUUGCGCAUCCCAUGGGCGUCGGGAAAACCAUCACCUACCAGGCCGUGAUCGCGCGCACAUCAGCCAACUGCACGCCGCAGCCCAGCCCGAGCUCCACCACAGCCGGGAUGGACCUCACCGCUGUGCCCUGCGUGGGCGGCCCUUCGGUAUCCAAUGCGCUUGUGAGACAGACGGCUUGA
Colletotrichum spaethianum is the source of this 300-nucleotide messenger RNA. RefSeq lists its product as uncharacterized. The transcript has 2 exons. Lineage: Eukaryota; Fungi; Ascomycota; Sordariomycetes; Glomerellales; Glomerellaceae. The record is from RefSeq and is a predicted model, not a curated record. The coding region runs from base 1 to 300 and encodes 99 amino acids.